AUGCCCCCACCAUCGAACCAAAGAGCCGACAUUGAGCCCCCGGCCGAAGUCACUACUCAAGCUAUGAUGGGCUUUAUGACCGGUGUUUUCCGCUUCGGCUCUGUAUCAAUCUUCGCACAUAUGAUCAUGAACCUGCCCCAUCCCUUCAUCUUCGCUCGUCCCGGUCCACCAACUCCGCAAUCACAACCUCGGCCGCGUCCGUCUGUAUUCUCGCGCGAGUAUAUCCGCUCGCGCCUUUUCUACCGGCCUCUCGAGGGAUUCUCCGAAUGGAUCUCGCCUGGUUCCCGUGUGUACCGUGGUCUGACGCCUCAAUUCAAAGUCUUUCUGCAAAUCGCCGCUAUGACACUGGGUGGCUGUAUCUGGGCCGAGCGACGAGUGACGGAAUAUAUUGAAUUGAUGCGUCGGAUUAAAAGAGCUGAGCGGCUUCAAGCCGAGCGCGAACAGGGCUCCCGACCGUAA
Penicillium argentinense is the source of this 459-nucleotide messenger RNA. RefSeq lists its product as uncharacterized. The transcript has 2 exons. The record is from RefSeq and is a predicted model, not a curated record. The coding region runs from base 1 to 459 and encodes 152 amino acids. Lineage: Eukaryota; Fungi; Ascomycota; Eurotiomycetes; Eurotiales; Aspergillaceae.